This is a messenger RNA of Fusarium proliferatum ET1, 993 nucleotides long. RefSeq lists its product as uncharacterized. The record is from RefSeq and is a predicted model, not a curated record. Bases 1 to 993 code for a protein of 330 amino acids. The transcript has a single exon. NCBI's taxonomy places the organism in Eukaryota, Fungi, Ascomycota, Sordariomycetes, Hypocreales, Nectriaceae.
AUGGCUACAGCAAUGGGUGCCCAGACUGACACUGGCUCUUGGGGGCGCUCGUACCCAGUGCAAUUCACAUUCUCAAUUGGUGGGAAGGUUUUCCUGUACGGCCAAUGUUUGUCCGACAACUACUGGUUCAUUCAGGAACUGCUCCCUGGUGGAAAGAUGGGUUCUGUGACCGAUUCAGGCACCUGGGACUAUGCAUACGCUGUCCAAUUUCCCUUCAUGAUUAAUGGCCAGGUCUUCUUCUGCGGCCAAAAGAUGGAUACCAACUACUGGUUUAUUCAAGAAAUUCUCACAGGCGGGAAAAUGGGAACCCAAACCGACUCCGGGCAUUGGAAUAACGCUUAUCAAGUCAUGUUCGCCUUUUCAAUCGGCACCAAGCACUACCUCUUUGCCCACAAUAUCGAUACGAGGUAUUGGUUUAUCCAGGAACUCCUCCCAGGUGGGAAGAUGGGAAACGAGACUGAUGAAGGACAUUGGGCGACUCGCUACGCGGCCUUAUUUCCGUUUACCAUUGGGGAUACACAGUACAUCUAUGGCCAAGAUGUAGGCAACCCUUGGGCAAGUCACAGUAAAAGGUUCAGUCAAGGCCAGUUGGAAGUUGACUUGGCUGUUACGGAUCUAUUUGAACACUUGUUUGGGGUUGCCUUGGGACACCCUCCCAUUAAUUACGAACCAACACGUCGCUGGUUCAUCCAGAAAAUUCUCCCUGGCGGUAAAAUCGGUGAUGAAACUGAUAGCGGUAAAUGGAUUGGCAUUUAUACUGCGCAGUUUCCUUUUGCUCUUAAUGGCAAACAAUACUUCUAUGGCCAAGAUCUGGGUGUAGGGAAAUGGAUCAUCCAGGGUCUUGAUGCUAAUGGCAAGAUUGGAAGUGAGCUGCAGAAUGGUAAAUGGAAUGAUGCUCGGGAGGUCCAGGUUCCUUUUGUUGUGGGAGGAAAGCAAUAUUUCUAUGGGCAAGAUUUGUCAUCUCGUGCCUGGUACAUCCAGCAGAUAAAUUAG